Messenger RNA from Paraphaeosphaeria sporulosa, 1086 nucleotides. RefSeq names its product ras small monomeric GTPase RasB. Gene Ontology annotation, cellular component: plasma membrane. Lineage: Eukaryota; Fungi; Ascomycota; Dothideomycetes; Pleosporales; Didymosphaeriaceae. Gene Ontology annotation, molecular function: GDP binding; GTPase activity; GTP binding. Gene Ontology annotation, biological process: signal transduction. The transcript has 2 exons. The record is from RefSeq and is a predicted model, not a curated record. Bases 229 to 960 code for a protein of 243 amino acids.
CGAACCCCCUGCUGCGAGCCGUACCACCCUGUGCGCCGCUCCCCGCCGACUCGACACCUCUGCUCCACGACGACCGCUUCUGCGCCUCGCAUCCAUCCCGACCCUCCCUCUCUUCCUCCCUCCCAGCCAGCGCCAGCGCAAGCUGCCCGCUGCCUGUCUCGAUACACCCCGACCUCCCUCCUCCCGCACCCGCAUCCAGCCACGCCAGUCCCUCGACACGCCGGCGCCAUGGCGGGGAAGAUGACUCUCUACAAGCUGGUGGUCCUAGGCGACGGCGGCGUGGGCAAGACGGCCCUGACCAUCCAGCUCUGUCUGAACCACUUCGUUGAGACGUACGACCCAACCAUUGAGGACUCGUACCGCAAACAGGUCCAGAUUGACGGUCAGUCGUGCAUGCUCGAAGUGCUCGACACGGCCGGCCAGGAAGAGUACAUUGCCUUGCGCGACCAGUGGAUACGUGACGGCGAGGGUUUCGUCCUGGUCUACAGCAUAUCGUCACGCUCGUCAUUUGCUCGCAUUCAGCGCUUUCACAACCAGAUUCAACGCGUCAAGGAAUCCUCUCUGUCAGGCUCCCCGACCUAUCCCGGCUCCCCCCUGACUUCUUCGUCGCUCGGCUCUACGUUCGGCGCUGCGCCUGUCAUGCUAGUGGGAAACAAGUGCGAUCGCGUGACAGAACGUGAAGUAUCCACACAAGAGGGCAGUGCUCUGGCUAAAGAGUUGGGCUGCGAGUUUGUAGAAGCAUCCGCUAAGAAUUGCGUCAAUGUUGAAAAAGCCUUCUUCGACGUCGUGCGUCAGCUACGCAAGCAGCGACACCAGGGCUCAAGCCGUGACUCCAAGCCGCCGCGCGACCGCACUCAUGUCCGACCCGGCCCUACUCGCACCGCCAAUGGCGAAAAGGCUCGUGGCAGGGGACGCCCAGGGCCUCGCGACAAAAAAGGUCCCAAAUGCGUCAUUCUUUGAGUUCAAAUUCCUGGCGUGCCAGACUUGUGUGUUCUUCUGGAGUUUACGGCCUGUCCCUUGGCGGCGUAGUAUCGACUGCGCACGUCCUGAGCGUUCACCCAAUACUCAUUCCCUUUACCUUUACGA